Labrus bergylta (ballan wrasse) is the source of this 2574-nucleotide messenger RNA. RefSeq names its product tumor suppressing subtransferable candidate 4 (gene tssc4). The record is from RefSeq and is a predicted model, not a curated record. Lineage: Eukaryota; Metazoa; Chordata; Actinopteri; Labriformes; Labridae.
CUGAUACAGUGACAGUAGUAGAAGAAGAAAGUGUUUGACCGACUGGCGGAUCACAGGCUGCUGUGAUCGUGACGCCAGUAGUCAGAUUGAUCUUCAUCAGAGAGGCAGAGUCUGGAGACUGAUCGACAGGACAUAUCUGAUCGGUCGAGCUGUCGUCCCUCUGAAGUGAACCUGCUCCUUAGCAGCCUGCUGCUGUGUCGUGCUGAGAUGUGUGAUCAAAAAAAAAAAGGUGUUGACCUCGGAGACGAUGAAGACGAGCUGUCAGUCAGUGAUGACUCUGAGCCUGAGGAGAGACCCACCAUGGCGCCGUUUGACCCUGAGCUUGACCACAGUGAUGAUGAUGAUGAUAAUGAAGAGGUGUGCUGUGCUCCUGCUGGCCUCAGAAAUCAGGCUCAGUUCAGUCUGAGAGGAGGUAGCUCAGCCUUCUCCAACCGCUCCCAAAGCAUCUUUGACUGUCUGGACAAUGUGGCCCGGCCCCCCUCCUCCACCUCCUCCUGCCCCUCCUCUUCUUCCUCUUCUUCCUCCUCCUCUGUGAACCAGCAGAAAGAUGGCGUUUUUGCUAGGCCUCAGGCUCCGCCCCCCAGCAGGAAAACUACCCAGCCUCCACUGAGCCCCCCCAACCCGGUCAAGAGGAGGGGAACCCCUGACUACCUGCUUAAUCCAGAGCGCUGGACCCACUACAGCCUGGAGGACACCAGUGAGACAAGUGACCAAGGUAACACCAGGGCUGCCCUCAGCUUCCUGUCCACUCUGCAGGAGCGGAAGGAGGAGGACAGGAAGCAGAAAGAGGAGGAGGAGGCAGAGCGCAGCUGCAGUGACUCCUUCCCCUGUAACCUCCAGAAAAAGAUGAUCUUCAGCAGACCCAGCAGGCCGAAGAGAGAACAACCUAUGGUGAGGAGCAGAGAGAAGGAGACGCUUCUUAGUCAUCUGCAGGAAGAGGAGGUGGAGGGCAGGGAGACACAGAAGACUGGAGAAAGGAGAACAGAGGUGGAGGAAAAACACGCUGAGAAUCAAACAAUGGAGGAGGAGCAGGGACAGAGACAGAGAGAAAAGGAGGAGGAGGAGGAAGAGGAGAAAGUGGAGUCUGGUCCUGUGUUCACCUCCUUCAGGAGGAUGAGCAGUAAGAACUACAGGAGGAGUUCAGUGAAGGAGGAGUACUGAACAGAGCUCUCUCUCUGAAAUAUAAAACUCUGCUGUUGUUAUGUUGUUCUCCUCUAAAUGAUCUCAUUCAUUGAUCAAUCGGGUUUACCUGCUGCACCGAUGACUGUGUGGGCAGAGUCAAGAAUGAAUCCUGUCUUACCUGUAGCCCCACCCAGCUGUGAUGUCACCAAGUCUGAAAGCGUCAGUCAGCACAAAUAUCUGUAAUUUCUUUGAUGUGUUCAGAAUAAACACAAGCGUGAAUGAUGCACACAGGGUGAUUAUUACACACCAACAUGACACUCAAACAAGACGACAUCCCCUCCUUCAGAAGCUGCUCCCAAGUCCAAUCAAAGCUAAUGUUAGCUCUAGGGAUGCAUCUUUUUAACGUCAUAAACGGCUCAUCAGCAAAUAAUGUGGCAUGAGUCGAUGUUUAUCUGUUGUGUCAUAAAUGUACAAAUAACUACUAUUUCAGAGAAGGUGUUUUUAGUUAGGAGGAGGAAGUCACCCGCAUUUGUUUUCUUGGUCAUAGAGAAAAAGUUGGCAUUGUGAGAGUCUUACACCAAAAGUAGUCUUGAAAAAAUCAUUGGUUUCACAUCAGCGAAAUGGCUAUGUUAAACAUCGGACCCUGAGGUUCACUAUCGUGCGUCUUUAAUCAGCUCCACAUGUCAGUUUGUCCUGAAAGCUCAUGAGCUGCACACUUCUCCUGCUCAACCCAAACUCUGUUUAAAGAAAAGUGUCUCUUAAGAUAAACUAGUUUUACAUCCACUGCAGAGGAGGGUUUCAUCAUCUGAUAACAUUUUGUAUCUUUAAAAAUAGACAAACAUUGAGACAUUUUUCAAGCCCGGUGCAGUUUCGUCAGAUGGCUGUUCAUCAUAAGUCUGGAGACGCCUGCCUCUUAAAAGGAAGUUAUUUCUUGCCACUGUUUGCUAAAUGUUGCUUAGCUCUGUGCUCAUGAUGGAUUAACAUUGGGUCUUUGUAACAUACAGUAACAAUGAGUAAGGUCUUUUACCUCCUCUUUGUAAUAUUACAAAACAAAACGUAAGGUCUUUUAAAUGCUUCUUGUAAAGUGUCCUUAUAUAACAUUUGUUAUAUAUUGGUGCCAUACAAAUUAAGAUUGAUUGAAGUAAGCCUGAGACUGAACGUGUCACUCCUGAAGCUUCGGCUGCAGCAUGUGGAGGACUCAUCACCUCCAUAGUUUAAACUGUGUCUUUAAAGUUUCCUUUAAAAUAUGUUGGUACAGUGUUCACUGCAUUUUAGUCAUAAUUGUGGUAAAGUUAUACGCUCAUUUUUUAGAUGACUAAAGAAUGUUUAUGAUCAUUUACCUGUAUGGUUUAGAUAUCAAUAUCUUUAUGGAACAUUCUUUGCUACCACUUUCUUUUGUUACCAGAGAAACCAGUUUAACUAUUCAAAGAAAUAAAAUACAUUGAACUUUCA